ACCCCGCGCCGACUUGCUUCGCAUGCGGCUUGGUGGCGUCGUCGCCACGCUGCCCAGCGACGACAGCGCGGAGCUCAUGGCAUCGUCCUCUGCGCCUCUCGGACUCGAGUUGCUCGUUCCCGCCGGCGUCGCACAGCUCGGCAUCGUCCGCGCCCGCAGCGAGUACGGCCUGACCGACGCCGACCUCCAAGGGCUGCCCCGCUCAGCGCAUCCCGGCGCUGGCGUCGUGUUCUCCGUCAAGGAUCUCGCUCGCGUCGCCAUCCUCAAGGGGUACCGCGAUCGCGGGCAGCGGGUCGUGCGUAUCACCAGGCCCGACGUCUCGCGGGCCGAGACGCUCUUCCUUCCCGUCGGCAUCAUGACCACGGUCGGCGAGGUAAAAGCCGUGAUGCCGGGACGCGCAGACCUCCUCGGGCGCCGGCCCGAGCUCUGGCUCCGGCCUGAGGAGCGGCGCGCUGGCGGGCCGAGCAGUGCGCCGCUGCACGGACCGGCACAGCGCUUGUGCGAGUUCAGGGCCGACGGUUCCGCGCAGACUCUCGUCGAGGCAGGCGUGCCCAACGAGGCGCUCCUCGAGCUGAGGCGCGCGACUGACCGCGAGGAGGCGGAGGUGGCGAGGCGCGCGGAGAAGGUCGCGGCGACGUCGCUGUGGGCGAUCGAGAUCGCGGCCGAGGAGGCGAAGAUGGCCCGCGAGGAGGAGAAGAAGCGGGCGCGGGCGCGGGAACAGAGGCGGGCGGAGAAAAAGGCUAGGCGGCAGCGACGGGAGCUGGAGAGGCUGCAGCAGGCGCGUGAGACUGAGAGGCAACAGCGGGAGCUCGCUCGAGCGAGCGAGCCCGAGCCCGGGCCGCAACGUGGGCAGAAACGCCGAGCACGUUCGCAGGGUUGGUGAGCCCGUUGCGCGGUGUGUGAUUGGUGUGGUUUGAGGUUUCGUGCGUGAGCGAGCAACCCGAGAGACGAGAGUCAGGAGCGCGCUUCGCCGCAAACGCUCGCGCACACGAUGCCAUUUUGUGUACGCAUGCAGAAAAAAGGAGCUCACAUCGC
Messenger RNA from Emiliania huxleyi CCMP1516, 1035 nucleotides. RefSeq lists its product as hypothetical. The record is from RefSeq and is a predicted model, not a curated record. Bases 23 to 883 code for a protein of 286 amino acids. The transcript has 2 exons. Lineage: Eukaryota; Haptophyta; Isochrysidales; Noelaerhabdaceae.